This is a messenger RNA of Trifolium pratense (red clover), 2146 nucleotides long. Its product is annotated as pentatricopeptide repeat-containing protein At1g12300, mitochondrial-like. The transcript has 2 exons. NCBI's taxonomy places the organism in Eukaryota, Viridiplantae, Streptophyta, Magnoliopsida, Fabales, Fabaceae. The record is from RefSeq and is a predicted model, not a curated record. Gene Ontology annotation, molecular function: protein binding. The coding region runs from base 141 to 1799 and encodes 552 amino acids.
AAAACAACAUCGAAUGAAUCAACUCCGUUGUAGAACUAAAACAAAACUGAAUCGCGCAGGAAGGGAUUAGAUUUCUAAUAAAACCUUCUCGUUUGUUUCCUUAAUUAAUCCAUUUUCAUUUCUUCAAAACCUAAACCACAAUGUUGUUUUCAACUUUGAGGCAUUUUCGUUUCUCCAAUUUUCCUCUUUUUCAACUUUCAAACCCUAAAUUCAUUCCUUGCUUCCAUUCUUCAUCAAUGCUAAUGCUAUACUCUCAAUUACAUCACCAACAAGAAGACCAACAUAAUCAUCUUGUUUCUUCAUUCAAUCAAUUACUACAUCAGAAUCCAACUCCACCCAUCUUCCAUUUUGGUAAGAUUUUAGGUUCUCUUGUUAAGUCCAAUCAUUUCUACACUGUUGUUUCACUUCAUCGUCAGAUGGAACUAAAUGGAAUUGCUUCAAAUUUAGUCACUUUCAGCAUCUUGAUCAAUUGUUUUUCUCAAUUGGGUCUAAACUCUCUUUCCUUUUCUGUAUUUGCCAACAUUCUUAAAAAGGGUUAUGACCCAAAUGCCAUCACUUUGACUACACUCAUCAAGGGUCUUUGUCUCAAAGGUCAGAUCCAUAAAGCAUUGAACUUUCAUGACAACGUGGUAGCACAGGGAUUUCAGUUGAACCAAGUUAGUUACGGGACCUUAAUCAAUGGGUUAUGUAAAGUAGGAGAAACAAGUGCAGCCUUGCAGUUGCUGAGACGAGUUGAUGGGAAACUGGUUCGACCUAAUGUGGUAAUGUACACUGCAAUUAUUGACAGUAUGUGCAAAGAUAAACUUGUUGAUGAUGCUUUUGAUUUAUAUUCUGAAAUGGUCGCUAAGACAAUUUAUCCCAAUGUUGUCACUUAUAGUACUUUAAUUAGUGGCUUUUGCAUUGUCGGUAAAUUGAAAGAAGCAAUUGGGCUUCUUAAUAAAAUGGUUUUGGAGAACAUCAACCCGAAUGCUUAUACGUUUAAUAUAUUGGUUGAUGCAUUUUGUAAGGAAGGAAAAGUGAAAGAAGCUAAUAAUGUGUUUGCUAUGAUGAUCAGAAAAGGUGUUAAACCUGAUGUUAUUACCUAUAGCUCGUUAAUGGAUGGAUAUUGCUUAGUUAAAGAAAUGAAAAAGGCCAACGGUAUAUUCAACACCAUAGCUGCCCAAAGCGGAGAUGUUUUAAGUUACAAUAUUAUGAUUAAUGGAUUUUGUAAAGUUAAAAUGGUGGAUGAAGCCUUAAAUCUCUUCAAAGAAAUGCAUUGUAGAAACAUUAUUCCUGAUGUGGUAACUUACAGUUCCCUUAUUGAUGGUUUGGGCAAAUCAGGGAGAAUCUCUCAUGCUUUGAAGCUUGUGGAUGAGAUGCAUGAUAGAGGUCAACCACCUAAUAUAGUUACCUACAAUUCUAUAUUUGAUGCUUUAUGCAAAACCCAUCAUGUUGAAAAGGCGAUUGCAUUAUUAACAAAAGUUAAGAACGAGGGCAUUCAACCAAAUAUGAACACAUAUACUAUUCUUAUUCACGGAUUGUGUAAAGUUGGAAGAGUAGAGGACGCGAGAAAUGUUUUUGUAGAUCUUUCAGUCAAAGGCUACAAUCUAAGUGUUUAUACAUAUACUGUUAUGAUCCAAGGGUUUUGCAUCAAGGGCUUGUUUGAUGAAGCGUUGGCCUUGCUAUCAAAAAUGAAAGACAAUGGUUGCAUUCCAAAUGCCAAAACUUAUGAAAUAAUUAUCCGUUGUCUAUUUGAUAGAGAUGAAAAUGAUAAGGCAGAGAAACUUCUACGUGAAGCUGUCGUGAGAGGUCUACUGUAAGAUUGAAACUAGAAGCUGGAACAGGAACCUUGUCCGAGAUAUUUUCUCCUCUUUUGAAGCACAACAAAUUCUCAAUAUUCCCUUAUCUCGGAGGCUCCCGAAUGAUAAAAGAAUAUGGCACUGGGAAGGAGAUGGCAAUUUUUCAGUUAGAUCAGCACAUCACAUGAUUAAUUAAAGAGGCCGAAUCAGCAAGGACGCCUGAAACUUCUCCAUCUAAAAAGUAAACUUUUUCUUAUAUUAAGGACCGGAGUAGUAAACUUGGUAGCAAUAUUAUUUAUUUAUUUUUACAAAAAAUAUUGUUUAUGAUUUUAAGUCAGAACAAAAUACAAAAUAAAGCAUGAUGCCAA